GUUCGGAUUGAGUCGGACACCAAGAGUCGGACGAAUCGGACGAAGGGUAGGACCUCAACUAUGUCACCACUGUGUUACCUAGUUGAGGAUGAGAGUAUCAGUGAAGCUGCUGUGGAACACAUUCUGUCAACGGAGGCAGGAGAAUUGCAGCACAGUGGAGAGCAGCCCCUGCUCCAGUUCAGGUUCUCCACAUGUCCCACCAGCAGUUUUCCGACGGUCAUGGAGAGAGCUCUGCAGAUUUGCCGUCAGCACGGAUCGUUUGCUAAGUGGAAUGUGCUCCAUAUUAGUGAGGCAGACUCGCUCAGGACAAUACAGCUCUGCAUCGGCGAACGGAUGAAGCAGGAGUGCGGCGAGUUCUGCGCCCAGGCCAGCGACGUGCUGGCCGUCCACCAGCGGCUCAACAACAACGCCAUCUACGACGGCUCCGACUCGGCCGAGCCCUCCGGCGGCGACCCCGACUCGGCCGAGCCCUCCGGCGGCGACCCCGACUCGGCCGCCUACGCGCGCUACCUGGCCGCCAGUCACCUGGUGGACGGACCGGCGGUGGUGCGCGCGUUGCGCCGACUCCGCGCCGCGGCGGACGGUGUGCCCGACUGGCAGCGGCCGGCGGUGGUGCUCGGCCGUCCGCCCAGCCUGCUGGAGCGCGCCCUGGCCGCCCUGCUGACUGGUGAGGAGCCGGUGGCCGUCCGGCCGGUGACGGGAGGGGAGGAAUCGACAGCCGGGCCGGAGGAGGAGGGUGGAGAGAGCCGAGAGCCGGCGGAGGGGGAGCCGAGCGCAGCCGGGCGGACUGGGCAGCUGGAGCUGGUGCGGACCGUGUGGCACUGUGUGGACGUGCAGCCGGCGCGGCAGGAGCAGGAGCCGGCCUCGGCUACCGACGGCCACGUCAGGAACAUGAUCGGCGCCAUGUUCCGCCUGCUGAUCAACUCUCGGGACGAGCUGGCUCUGGCGGCCGUCUGCCAGGCUCCGGGGCUCGAGCUGGCCGCGCCCGACUUCCUGGCCAUCCGACGCACGGCGCGGCACAGGGCGCUGCCCAUGUAUCAGACGGUGGUGUCUCACGUGCGUCGUGUGGAGCUGGGCGGCGCCAACUACCAGCCGCCGGCCGACUGUCCUCUGCACGGCUGCACACCGCCUCUGAAGGCGCUCGUGCGGCUCGUACACAAACUGCACGACCUGCUGGAGGAGGAGGCCGACCCGAGUAAGUGCUGCCAGCGUCUGCUCUCCGCCAUGAAGGGUUGCGUGUCCCGCGGCGCGCGCCUCAGACAGUCUGCCGUGGACCGGGCGGCCGCUGAACUGAAGGAGCUGGUCGGACGGCUGGCCGCGGACGGCAGCGGCGACACGGACACCGCCGUGGUCGGAGGACCGGCCGUGCAGCUGGUGCGCCGGCUGUGUGACCGUCUGUCGUGCGCCGCUCCCCCCGUCACCGACUACCUCAGCGUUCUGGAGGACGGUGUCACCAGUCCGGGUACCCCCGGACGGCGGCCCGCCGCACUGCCCUCAGUCGUGUCCCUCUUCAGGACUCCGCCGGAGGUGGACGGGGAUGAGAGUAAUGACGGCGUCGGCCUCUCGCUCGAGGAGCGACUCAGAAGGAAGGGCAUCUCGCGCACCGGCGAGACGCCCACCUCCACCAAACGGUUCGGCGCCUCGCUGGGCUGGCUGGCGGCGGAGGACCGGCCGGCCGGAGGCGGCGGCUCGCCCCUGGAGCCCACCCCGCCCCUGGUGGCCGGGCCCACCCUGGUCUGCUCUCGGUCGGGCACCAAGUACGCCGAGGGAGAGGGGGUGCGCGCGCUCCGGGAGCUGCAGGCCGCCGACCGGGCCAGGCAGAAGGAAAGUGAGAUUAUGUCUCCGAAGACCUCUAGGGCUCCGAAGAAGCCCAAGCGCUCCCUCUUUGACUCGGCACAAAACGCUAAGACCAGCGGGCCGAAAACCAAGGCGAGCGACGCGUCUAAGACAAAGAGCGACGCAACCAAAGCAACUGCGAGGAAGAGGAAGACUGAAGCAGCCCAGGACCAAGAAAAUGCGCCUUCCAAAUCAGCGUCUGAUCAGCCACUAGCAGCCAAAACGCUGAUCCUUGAAGAUGACAGUAAAAACACCAAGCCAGCGGCAAAGAAGCGGAAAACUGAGGCCGCGCUGGAUCAGGAGAAUGUCUCCGUUUCGUCUGACGUCACCAAACCAAAGUCUCAGCACCCGGCCCCGGGACGCAAGGCGUCAGCUAUAGCAGAGAAGAAGGCUAAGGGGAAGCAGAUCAAACAGGUUCAGGGCCAGAAGAGCAUUAGGGAUUUCUUCAGGAUAUGAUGCGAUGUUUGCUCAGCGUUGGACGCGGAACAUAGGACCAAAGUAAUUUGUGCGGUAGUGCUUAGUUAGAAAGUGACUUGUUAGGUAAGCUUUAUGUUGCUUGUAGCCUGUAGGACAUGUCGUGUGUCGAUUUGAGCGAUAAUUGCUCGGGUUCGUAAUCGUAUCAGCGGCCGAUCCCGGACCAUACAAUCCGACUCGUGGGCUAUGCACAAAAUCUGACCAACGAUGUUUACUGAUUGCCCUGCGUUUUAUGAAUGAAUUGGACUUGGUGCAGGACGUGAGUACGUCAGGGUGCAUUAUUGACUUUGAUUGCGUGAUUGAUCGAUGUCGAUAAGUUAAUUUGAGCGUGAACUUCAUUGAACCAACGAUUGCUGUUUUGAACUUUGAUGACAGCAUUCAUGAAAUGGUGGACUGGCAUACUUGUUCAACGAAUUUUAGUAUAGGUUGCGGUGUUCCUAGGAUAUGGAGGUUAUGGAACCUGCCGUGGUUGCGAUUCGUCUGGCUUUUGCCAAGACUGUGGUUGCAGCUGCAUUUUCAGGUUGCAUUUCAAGGUUAGCUGGCGACUGGAGCCUGACAUUUAGCUAGCUUUUGUGUAAUUUAAUCAUUGAUGUAAAACAUUACUGCAGACAUUUAUACGGCAUCACCAUCAUCCCGCCUCGUUUUGGUAAUAAACUGCACCGAUAUUAA
Molecule: messenger RNA, 2979 nt
Organism: Amphibalanus amphitrite
Lineage: Eukaryota; Metazoa; Arthropoda; Thecostraca; Balanomorpha; Balanidae
Exons: 11
Coding region: 61-2292 (743 amino acids)
Biological process (GO): negative regulation of double-strand break repair via homologous recombination
Cellular component (GO): chromatin
Source: RefSeq, a predicted model, not a curated record